AGCGGAAAGUUGAUCAAGAGAAUGUUAAUUACAUCGAUGACACCCUGCUGUAUCUGCGGAGAUCGAAGCUCCGGCAAACACUACGGCGUCAUCUGUUGCGACGGAUGCUCUUGCUUUUUCAAGCGAAGUGUUCGCAAAGGGGCGGUCUAUACGUGUAUCGCCGGCAAAGGAAACUGUAUAAUCGACAAAGCAAGGCGGAAUUGGUGUGCGUAUUGUCGUUUAAAACGUUGCUUGCAAAUGCAAAUGAAUGUGAAUGCCGUCCAAGAAGAGCGCGGUCCACGAGCAAAUCAAACAUUGAAUUUUAAUGUGAUGGCACAGAUUUUGGUGGCGUGCGUUAAACAGGCAAAACACAACGAACAUUUUCAACAGUUACCAUCGCAACAGCAGAAAAAUAUUCUCAAACAUGUGUGGACGGAAUGUUUUGUUUUACGAGCAUCCCAUUGGCCCAUCGAUAUUGGACCGGUCAUUGAUCAGUAUGACGAUCCAAUGUUGAAGCAAGUUAUAAGCGAUACUAAAACACUUCAGGCCGAUUUAUUGGAGAUUUCAUUAUUAGAAACUUUGGUUCUAUGUCGAAAAGAAUAUUCGUUGAGCCUAUUGGAGACGCAAAAAAUUGAACACUUAACAAAUGGUGCCUUAGUAACACUCGGUCACUACUGUCUACAGCGAAUGGAAUGGACACGAUUUGGAAAAUUAUUACUCACCCUGCGAUGCUUGUCUCUGCAACCGUUCGACACAGCGCUCAAACAGCUCUUCAAUCCAAUCAUCGAUGAUGUCAUUGAAUCAGAGUGA
Messenger RNA from Sitodiplosis mosellana (orange wheat blossom midge), 789 nucleotides. RefSeq names its product retinoic acid receptor RXR-alpha-B (gene Hr83). The transcript has 6 exons. Bases 22 to 789 code for a protein of 255 amino acids. The record is from RefSeq and is a predicted model, not a curated record. Lineage: Eukaryota; Metazoa; Arthropoda; Insecta; Diptera; Cecidomyiidae. Gene Ontology annotation, biological process: regulation of transcription by RNA polymerase II; anatomical structure development; cell differentiation. Gene Ontology annotation, molecular function: nuclear receptor activity; zinc ion binding; RNA polymerase II cis-regulatory region sequence-specific DNA binding.